Geodia barretti is the source of this 5184-nucleotide messenger RNA. The record is from the annotation of a GenBank genome assembly. Lineage: Eukaryota; Metazoa; Porifera; Demospongiae; Tetractinellida; Geodiidae.
AUGAUGAGCCCCUGUCUGGCUCGCUCUGUCACCAGGACCCUCUCAACUGUCUCUGUCAUUAGCUCUAUCGCUGCCUCCGCCUCUUUCUUCCUCUCCAGCAUCUCUCUCGCUUUCUCUGCCCGACGCUCUGCAACUUCGCUCUGUCUCUGCCGGCGCAGGAGGGGAGCAAUUGCGAGGACUUUGAACCCUCCGAACAGGAAGAGGGGGACUGUUGUGGCAUAGAAUACAGCUCCAAUGGAAGGUGUUUUGGAGACGGUAACACUGGUGGUGAAUGUCAUUCCAGCUCUCACCAGUCGCAGUGUUAGCUGAACUCCCUCGCUGCCCACCGACACCCUCCCUCCCAACCUUGUCAACUUUGUUAUUUCAUUCUCGACUCCGUAGAACAUGGCCACACCCCCCGUCCCGAUCCUCACUCCACUCUGGUAGAGAUAAGCUCCGUCUGGGUUAUAGUGGACCCUCCCCUCCACCCGAGAGGCGUCAAACCCCACCUCCGUCUCCCCCACCACGUUCACAGUCUGAGACAACUGGUGAGCCAUUUUUGCCGACACUGCGUUCCCAGUAUCUUUGACAGUGAGAGAUGCAGAGGUGGUGUUGGUCAGUCGUCGCGUGGCUGAGCCCGUCAUGUUCAGUAGGGGCCCCAGGGGUGUCAGAGAACACUGAGUGUUGCUGGUGAGGUACAUGGAGUCACUGAUGUUGUGGUAUGUCUCCAGAGCCAGGGCUGGGAGACUGCCCAGGAGAGUUGUAACCUUGACCCAGUUCUGUGACGAGAGGAUGUAGCGAAGGGACACCUGGAGACCUCCCAGCAGGUACUUGGGGCCUGCCACCACUGUUCCACCCACGGUGGAGAAGGCAGAGCGAGUGAUCUGUGCAUCAACAGACUGCGAGGCUGACAUCUUGCUGACAAACACCAGUGGCUGAUGAGGAGAGCUCGCUCCAUCCAGUAGGCGACUGGCGUCAAUCUUCAUGGAGAAACUGCCCUGUGGGUUGGCCUCCUGGACGUACGUCCGCUCCUCCCACAGCUUCUUGAGUUUCUCGUACUCCUCCAGGAGCUCUGUGGGCAGUGUCGUCCGCUCGAUGAGCGCCAUGUCCGCCUCCACGCCUUUCUUCCCGCUCCUGUCGUAGAUGGCCCUCUUCCGAGGGUCGCUGAGGACGCGGUACGCCUCCUGAAUCCGGUGGAAGAACACGCUCGCCGUCUGCUGCUUCCUGGGAUCCUGGUGCCUGGGUGAUAGAUACGACAGAGACGGCGGUACGCCGAGCGGAUCUCCUCGGGCGUGGCCCGCACGUCCACGUUGAGGAGAGUGUAGAACUCAUUCUCGUCCUCUUUCUCCAACUCUGCUAGCUCUCGCUCCAGCUCUGCGUCCUCGUAAGCCGUCGACAUGUUGGCAUGGGUGGGCUCCAAUUAGAAAGUUGCGCACUAAAUAGAAAUCGCCGACAAACUACUCUCCUCAUUUUCAUGCAUUCUCAAUUUCGCUAAAGCUGCCAAUUCAUAGUCUUUACUUGUGCAUCCAGUAAAAUAUAUCCCUCUGCUGGAAUGAUCUAUGAAAGAAAUUUUGUCCUUCGAUGUGUUGCUAUGGACGGUUUGUUUGGUCGUCAGGUGCUGCUUAUUUAGAAAACAUGUCGGGUCUGAGAAAGCAGUGGGGGAUGCAGGGAGAGCAGGGCUACCGUCCCUUCAAUCCCACACCUGUGAAGGCUAGGCCAAGAAAUGGAGCUGCUGAGGACCACAGCUACCACCUGCUGAUGCUGCAGGAGAGAAACAGACUGCUGAAGAGGCUGAGCCAGAAGGGGCAGAGGGAGGUGGAGAUGGAGAGGAAGGAGCAAGGCUUCUCUCUCUACCUGAAUGGAGCCAACACUGCUCCUCAUCAUCAUCAUCAUCGGAGUCAGCCCCGAUCCUCUGCCAUGACAGACGACCAACAACACCCUUCACCCCAGUCUCAGAGCAGACCUUCACGGACUGCUGCUAUUGUUAGGCAUUAUUCUGGUGCCAACAUUACUUUACUGCAGGUGGGGUGGAGAAAGAGUCACCUGAUCAAGAGGGGAGGUCGAGAACAGCUCCGUCCAGGAAGAGUUGGAGCCACGAGACAGUGGUACUCAGAACAGAGGACGGCCAGACUCUCCCCGUCUCCGCUCCAGGUAUUGUCAGCGGUUGCUAUGACGAUGACUUUGAGUCGAGUGCUGCGGAGAUGUCAGAGGAAGAGAGUGUUACAGAGAUGGAGAGUGGGGGAAGAGAGGGGGGGAGAAAGAGAGAGCAGCGAGGCUCACAGCACGGAGGACGAAGAACUGACAGAGAGUUUGCAGGAGCUGAGUCAGCAGGUCUCUAGUCUGGAGAACACCCUCACCACCAGUGGCAGUCAUCAGGACUCACUAGUGGAGGGGAGACAGAUCUCUGCGGAGACUGAGUCACUAGUGGAGGGGAGACAGAGCUCUGCGGAGACUGAGCGUCAAGAGACAGCAUUGAGGAAGAGGACAGAAGCAGUGUGGCAGAAGCAGGGAAAGAAGUGGAAGAUGGAGAUGGAGUUAUUACAGAACAACAACAAGAAGAGCAGUUCACCUCAGUCUCCCAUGAACAGAGGCAGCUGCUGGAGAUACUCGACACACUCAGCUCUGAGACCACACCCACUGCCACGCCCACCUCCACCCCACACUGGCUCCAGCCUCAAUCAAAACUUCCUGAAUAUCCUCAUUUUCUUCCUCCUCUUCUGCCUCCCAAUAAGAGACCCAGUCAGUACACGAUCCACAGGCCUGCGAGGGGAGAUUGCCACGAGAACCCUCGUUUCUGAGACUAACGAGUCAAGCCUGUUGAGAGACCAGUCCACUGGUGGAAUGGGGGAUUCUCGUGCUAGUAAUCGACUGUACCGGUCUGGCAGUGGUCGAACUAGUGGUAUUCGUGGUCAGCUUCUCUCCAGAGCUCACAGUGAUCAUGCCAUUGGCACCAGCUGGUUGGGAGACCAGCCGGCCAGACUGACUGGAGUUAGGGGAGCUCUCCACUCACCAGGCCACACCUCCAGUGAACCUGACAUACUCCACUGUCCCCGUUCCAGACCACACACUGUGGUCCUGGAACCUGGACCCAACAGAAUGGAACCUGGAUCUCUACCUACCUGGGAGGCAGAAAUAAAUGACUCUGACCCCCUGCCAUUACUGACUGAUGAGUCACGUGACUCCGCCCAUUGGCCACACCCAUCUCCAGACCUCAAUGAGAGUCUGGAGGCUCUCUCGUUCUUUGACCACACCCACCAGGGCCAGCUCGGGUCAACCACUGGAAGACUGAGGGAAUCGCUCAUUGACCCAAAACCCACUGAGACGGAACCUCUCUCUCCCUCCCCACACCCCGAGGGUUCCCCGAGAGAGGAGGAGGAGGGAGGGUACUCCACUCCAGAGCUGCCCACAGGCCAGGAGCUGGUGCUAAACCUCCUCACCACAUGGGGAGACCAGUUCUACAUCGGCCUCACCGGACUGGAGAUCUUCACCGCCUCUGGCGAGAGAGCCUGCAUUGAUCAGAUAUCUGCAGAUCCUGCUGAUAUCAAUGUUCUUCCGGGAUAUUCCAGAGACCCGAGAGUGGUGAGCAAUCUCCUGGACGGAGUGCAUCACACGAACGACGACCUGCACAUGUGGCUGGCUCCCUUCACACCCUCACAACCUCACACCAUCACCAUCUCCCUCUCUUCCCCAACCUCCCUCGCUGUCGUCAGAGUCUGGAACUACAACAAGUCUCGGAUCCAUUCCUAUCGUGGGGUACGGGACAUGGAGAUGUGGCUGGACCAGCAGCUCAUCUUCAGAGGAGAGAUCAGAAGGCAAGCCCUUGUCAUUCACUCCCUCCACGUACAGUACUGGUGGUCUGAGACUACUACACCAGGUGGGAGACGAGGCCAGGAAUAUUUGCUGGAGUUUGAACCUGAUUCUGAGAUCUGUGAGCUUGACUAUGACUACCCUUUAUUGGCCAUUGAAACAGAUCCUCCAGGGUGUAUUGAGGGACUGGUGUCAGCAUCUGAACUGAGGAGACUGUGGGAGAACAGAACUCUACCUGUACUCUACAGCAGUCCCGUGAGAGAGAUCUCACUGAGCUGUCCAUCACCCUCGAAUAUCUCAGGGAUAUUAGUGGGAGCUUACCCUUCAAUGAAUGGAGAUGGACUACCUCAAAUAUUUGUGGUGGACGGCGGUCGUACUUGCAAUGUCUCUACAGAACCUGUCACUGAAGGAGUCAAUGUGUAUGAGUGUGUGCUAGACCCUCCAGUUGCAGUAGAUGGAGAAGUCUCACUGACUAUCAGUCAGAGACAUGCAGGUAGUCAGAUUGGCUUCCUUCACGAUGGCCAGACUGACACUCCACUCAUCUCCCUGGGAUGUGGAGAGUGCAGCUCUAGUCAGCUACUGAGUGAGUCAGAGCUACUGGAAAUGACUGCUCUCUACAUCCCCUACAUCAUUGAGAGAGAAGAUGAUGAAUUUGAAUAUGAAGACCUGACCAUCACACAAAAUGGCAUCCUCUGCAGUGUGACUCCUGAACCAGUUGAAGCUGGAGACUUCAUUAGUAUUGUCUUGCCAGCUUACAGCAGUGCUCGACUGCUACUCAGUUUCCUCUUCAGCGAUAGAGGUCCAAUUGGCGAGAGUCUGGAUGGAAAUGGUGAUAUCAAAGAUAUUCCGCUCAUCACAUUGGGAGUGGACUCACAGUCCAGCAGUGACAAUACUGGAGUGAUAGUGGGUGCAGUGAUGGGUCUUAUACUGGCAGUCCUCCUGUUCCUGGCCGUGGUUCUCCUGCUAGUCUUCAUACUCUGUCGGAGGAAACGCACCAAGUACGACGAGAAAGAAGAGGAGAAGAGAGAGAUGACAGAGGAAGAGAGAGCAGCCAUGGACAACCCAGUCUACUCAGGAGGGCGUGACACGGAGUCUGGCAGACCUGAAGACAGAGGCAGCAACCACAUGUAUGAUGUCACCACCUCCCAACAACCCUCCUCAUCAACCAACAGUGGACAGGUCUACGACGUCCCUGACAAUACCCCCAGUAGUAAUGACGGGAGGAAGAUAAAUGAUUCAUUUGACAACCCGGGCUACUACUCCACCAUACACGAGUCCACAGCACCACAGACAACUCGCAGAUCGAUGCAAAUGUUGUCCAGCAACCACUACGAGAUGGCAAUCUACGUGCCAACAAAGGUACCGUGGUGCAACUCCCUUUUCCUCACAGUGAUAUGA